AUGGGGUUUCUCGGACGAGUCUUUGGACGAAGGCAAUUGCCUGUUCCAGUAGACAAACGAAUAUCAACACCAGCCGGGAGACGCCUAUCCAGCAUCAUGGAAGGGACGGAAAAGCAGUCGAAUCGCCGAUCAGCCAAAACCGCUUUUGUCGAGGUUAAUGAGACGCCAAAGCCCCCAGCAAAUGCCAUUUAUUGGAGCGCAGCAUGGUCGGAGGGUCCUCCAGUAAGACGAGAGUCAAAGUUAGAAGUACUAAAAGACCACGCCCGGAAGCGUUGGAGCCGGAAGAGGAUAAUUAUAAUUGCUACUAUCCUUGUCGUAGCAAUUAUUGCGCUUGCUGUUGGCCUAGCGGUUGGUCUGAAUAACAGCAAUUCGAGCACGAGUGAUUCUACUACCGAUAAUGAUGAAUCUUCAACAACCGACAACAGUAGCCCUACGGCAUCUGGAGACACGGCCGUGGCCAGUACUACUGAUGCCGAUUUCCCUGUUGGCACAUAUUCCUUCACAACUUUCCUCGACACCGUCACCACUGAUUGUACAUCGAACGUGGAUGCGUGGUCCUGUUGGCCGUAUACAAUUUACAAUAAAGAUAAGGACGAGGCUAUGACUACAUUCAACUGGGUCGUCUCUGGCGAUACGGGUGGUUACCAGAUUUCAUCUUCGAAGGACGAUCCGCUGUCGUUGUCGUUCUCCAACGUGGACAUGAAUCUAUACAGCGAAGGAGAAGACAGCGAACGGUACACAUUCCAAUUUACCAUGGACAAAACGGUUGUCCCCUCCUCGGCUCUCACGGACGACGGCUCUAGCUCAGUCUGCUACUUCAACAGUACGACGUUCACAGCGUAUCUUUACACGAAAAUGGCCAAAGGAUACCCGACUUCAAAGCAACCCGCAAACACCACAAACGAGGCAUGGCCGUAUGCAUUCCGUGCAGAACAGUCGAUCGCUGGUGGUGACAAUGUGCCAAUUUGCUACAAAACGACAGAUGGUGAGAUUGGUGAGCAGAUUACCGACACACUAGAAGCUGAGGGGGCGAGCACACUAUGCAGCUGCUUGUACAGGAAUUAUCUGACCACUUCUGAGUCGUGA
Aplosporella prunicola CBS 121167 is the source of this 1086-nucleotide messenger RNA. RefSeq lists its product as uncharacterized. Lineage: Eukaryota; Fungi; Ascomycota; Dothideomycetes; Botryosphaeriales; Aplosporellaceae. The coding region runs from base 1 to 1086 and encodes 361 amino acids. The transcript has 2 exons. The record is from RefSeq and is a predicted model, not a curated record.